UCAGCUCUUCUCCCUGAUGAGACCACACCACCCCAAGGUCACUGAGUGUGAAAGAUCUGCUCCCAUUUCCUACUACUGCAAUGACUCAGAUGAGAUUGCUAUAUCACUGUCAAUAGCAGCUCACAGGCUUUGGCGUCUCUGUCAGUCGUGGUUGGACCUUGGGCACCUGCGUCAGUGCUCAAACCGCCGGAGCCUGCUGAAUAAGUGGGCCCACUCACUGCUGCUCCUCGCCUGGGAGGUUGUUGUGCAAUAACGCACAAGGAGAGGAGAGGGGGCGGGGGUGGGGGGAGAGAAAGAGUCCCUUCCAGCUGUCGGGAGCAUCACUGACAAGCUGGUCGGUUAACAGACAGCCCUCCCGCAAAACGUCCACCGCAUGUCCAUGUGGGCAUUGAUUCGCAUGACAGAUCACCGCCUCUAAACCAGCCCUCGGGUUCAGGGUUUGCCCCUCCUGGCCAGCGCCAAUCUGAGAUGGGUAUAAGGAGGGGGCGGGAAGGUUAGUUUGAAGAGGGCAGAGCUUUGCGAGAGGACGCCGAUUUCCCUUAUUAUUUCACCGCUGAGAAAAAAAAGAGAAGAAAAGAAAAAAAAAAAGAUCUAAACCCAGCGGACAAUAAGAGCUGAGGGAGAAAUCAGUCGGACCAAACGUCAGAACCUCAUUAACUCCAAGGAAACCCAGUCGGGAGAGAGAAGAAAAAGCAAGAUCACAACCCUCACAGCUGCUGGGGUCCUCUGUUUAAACUGAUAUGGCUGCUGCACUUUGGAAGCCCAAAUCAUUGGACUUGGGCUUGUGGAUCUUCCUCCUGCUCCUCAACCUCCUUCCUCAAGCCAGGGCAGUAGUUGGACACAGAGAGCCGCUGCCUGAUGACAGUAAAGACAAUAUCACUAUUUUCACCCGAAUCCUAGACAGGCUGUUGGACGGCUAUGACAACAGGCUACGUCCUGGGCUGGGAGAGAGUGUGACAGAAGUGAGGACAAACAUCUACGUGACGAGUUUUGGGCCAGUGUCAGAUACAGACAUGGAAUACACCAUUGAUGUCUUCUUCCGUCAGAGCUGGAGGGACGAGAGGCUGAAGUUCGAUGGGCCCAUGCAAGUUUUACCCCUCAACAACCUCCUGGCCAGUAAGAUCUGGACUCCUGACACCUUUUUUCACAACGGAAAGAAAUCUGUGGCCCACAACAUGACAACUCCCAACAAACUGCUACGACUAGUUGACAAUGGCACGCUUCUUUACACAAUGCGGUUGACUAUUCAUGCUGAGUGCCCCAUGCACCUGGAGGAUUUCCCGAUGGAUGCACACGCCUGUCCUCUGAAGUUUGGAAGUUAUGCUUACACCAAUAAUGAGGUGAUCUACCUGUGGACCCAGGGAGACGAGAGGUCUGUCGCUGUGGCCGAGGACGGCUCCAGGCUGAACCAGUAUGACUUACUGGGACACGUAAUUGGCAAAGAAACCAUCAGUUCCAGCACAGGAGAAUAUGUAGUGAUGACAACAUAUUUCCAUUUGAAAAGGAAAAUUGGCUAUUUUGUGAUUCAGACCUACCUGCCGUGCAUCAUGACUGUCAUACUGUCUCAGGUCUCCUUCUGGCUAAACAGAGAAUCAGUUCCUGCCCGCACUGUGUUUGGGGUCACCACUGUCCUAACCAUGACCACCCUGAGCAUCAGUGCUAGAAACUCCCUUCCUAAGGUGGCCUAUGCCACUGCCAUGGACUGGUUCAUGGCUGUGUGCUAUGCCUUUGUCUUCUCUGCCUUGAUUGAGUUUGCCACAGUCAACUACUUCACCAAGCGCAGCUGGGCAUGGGAUGGGAAAAAAGAGGGCAUGGAAAUAAGGGAACCGUUUCAGGCUAACAUGGCCAGGAUUAAAGAUAUGAGAAGAGAAUCUGCAACUUUGUCCAAAAAGGCAAACAACACCUUCAACAUUGUUGGAACCACCUACGCCAUCAACGUAGCUAAAGACCAAGGUUUGACAACCAUUUCCAAGAGUGCCACAGGAGCAUCGGCCAAACACCACUAUCUGCAUAAAAUGGAUGACCCCUACACGGAGGCCAAGAAGUCCUACAACCGUGUCAGCAAAGUGGACAAGAUAUCACGCAUCAUUUUCCCAGUUCUGUUCUUCAUCUUCAACUUAGGCUACUGGGCUACAUACGUCAACAGAAAGCCCGCUAUCAUGAAGGCAAACAACCUAAACUGAAUUUGACCAAAUGCUAGGCCUGAUCUGGUUUGGUUCAGAGGGUAGACAGGUUUGCAGGAGGCCAAGUCCAUUACAUCUUUUUGUGUGUGUAUGUGUGCGCGCGUGUUUUUCGUGUGUCUGUUUUUUCUUAAGAGUUUGAUAUUUUGCACGUCUGUAUAGAUGGAAGGCAAAUUUGAACAUACAAUAGAUUCACAUGUAGUAAUGGACAUUGGAGGGAGCACAUCCUCACAUCAGACUGUGUUUGUGUAGCUUUUCUUUUCUCCCCUCCACACUUAGCUCUGGCCCUGUUCUGUUUUGUGAGUAACCAAGUGUUCCUUUGCUGUAUCUUGAUUGCUUGCUGUUUUGUAGAGUAGUCAAAUUGUGUUUUCACUAUGUUUUGACAUCUUUGCGCUUUGCUUGUAAUAAGUUAGAGCAAGCAUGCGUUUGAAGUUUUCAUUGUAGGUCAUUACCAAUGAUAAGGUUGUGACACAUCCAUCAACUUAACGACAUGCAUGCACGCACACACACAGACAUACAGUGGUACAUCAGAAAUUGCCAGCAGAGCCAUUCAUCGGUCACUUUACUGUGCUCAGUUAGCCAGAGGCAGCCUGUAUAGUUCCAUAGGAACAUCAUUAAUAAUCGUCCGUGUCUGGCCUUCAGCUCACGCUGAAUUUCAACAGACCCAACGUAGUAUCAUCUGGAAUUGCUUUCGCGUCCCAUGGGGCUGCCUGUACAUUUUCUAGUCCAGUGGCUCUUAUUGUUUUAACUGGCUGACUGUGUUCAAUGACAGAGAAGCUAUGUGCCUUGGUGAAUACACACAUCAUAAAGAGAAAGGCUUUGACACACUCUCACUUGCAUCUACAGCACACAUAUGCACAAAGGUCUGUGUGUAUACUACAUGCUAACAUACACUGGUGUCCACUGGCUCUGUAUACUGUAGUAUGUGGCUGUGCCCCAACCACCCAUGGCCCAUGGGCUUGGGCACCGAGUGUAAAAUUGCCCAUUAGUGUGGAAGGUUAACAGACCUCUGCCUGUGAAAAGAUGAAGCAAGGAGAUUAAAGGAUCCAGCAUAGUCCAGAACAAUUAUCAUGUGCAUUUAUGUUUUGGCUCAUGGUGUGGCGUCUCCAUGGGCCAAGCAGUCAUAACAAACUACCACCAUUACCUCAGACUGAAGUCGAAUUCUCAAUUGCAGUUUAUUAGAUGUUUUCCACGGAAAUGCAAAUAACACUAGGUGUUUUAUACAUUAAAUCCUACCAGACACUCUUUUGUUCUUUAAGUAAUGUGAGCAGGCACCCUGGUGCCUUUAUUUCUUUGUUUUCUCUGCAUCAGUCACUGUUUAGCACCAUUAUUAUUUUUCUGCAUUUCUGCCUUGUCAAAAGUGAGUUUGAUUCAUGUUGUACUUUUGCCCUUUUAUACUUGAUUGUGUAAAAUAUAUUGGUGUUUAUUUGAUUGUCUACAUAUGCUGUACUGUUUUGUGUUUUGUAGUAGACAACAAAGGCCAAUAUGUCACAGUCAUACAGUAUUUCUAAACAAAAUUCGGAGAUACUCUAUCAUCACUGGAGACUAUUAUACUACAAAGUGCUGUGGAAUUGAUUUCUCCAACAUUAAAAUUAUGAACUACUUUUAAUGGUUGUGAUCACACUGAAGAAUUAUUUUUCAAUAAGUCAUUGUUUCAAAGUUGAAAGUCAUAUCUGUCUCCAGCUGUGGCAACUGUCUCCAACUUUUGUUUUCUGUUUGUUAAAUGACAUCUGUAUUUUUGUUAUCUGUUGACUUUGGUACGUGUUUAUACAGAUGUUUUGAUUACAAAGCAAUUUCUGUUGCUUUUUUGUCGGAUGCACUCUGGAUGUAUGGCAUUAUCCUUAAUUAUGGACUCUUUGACGACCGCUGUAGUUUAGACCCCAGCGUACAGUGGAUCUCCUCAAACUGUAUCCUCAAUGGUAAGCUUAGGAGAAUGAGUGAACUGUGUUGUGGCCUCUCUAAAGCCGUGUUAACAACAUGUACAAACCAUGUACAAUGUAUCAGUCAUAGGUUAAUGCAUGACAAUCUGUACACGUGUAUGUCUGCAACCUCCAAUAAUGGUGUUUGUCACACUGAAAUAGGGCUUAGUAUCAGUGUUUCUGUAGUUCAUCCCAGUUACUCAUCAAUUACCUACUCAUAACCUCAGCAGCAUCCGCAUAAACACACUUAAACUCCAAUUAUUUGUGCAUAUUGAUGUGAUGCUAAUAAGUUACAGCUGGUUCUGAAAGUGUUUUUACCCUCAUCUGGUGGUUCGUAGAGUUAGGUUUUAAUUCAGUAGACUAAGAAACACACACACAAACUGAGCUGCUUCUACAUCCAUCUCAGUUACAAAUAUUGAAAUAGAAAAUGAGUAGAGAGAAGUCGGUUUGCAUACAUGUAUAGAGAUGCAUGACUGCACAAACUACAAUUUAGGUCCCUCUGUAGAAAACACACACUUAAUCAAAUAUUCAUGUGGACUAUGGAAAUCUUCAAGGACAUAUUGUUCAUUUCAGCCAUCCAGAGACUUGGAACACAAAUGGAACAGUAUUAAUGUCUCCUGGAAAACCAUUUUCAUAUUAAACAAUACGGAACUCAAACAAUAGACAGGCUGAUAAGAUGAAUCAUGACACUAUAUACUGUUUUCAUGGUAAUGUAAAAUUCAUAAUUAUAAUUCAGGUAAAUGUGUCCCUGUUUAAUAGCAAUGUUUAAUACUUCCUCAUAUUUCUCAACACCAUGGGAAACAGAAACCAGACAUCAUACUGCUGACACAGUAUCACUUUUUGAAUCAAGAAUCCUUCAUGAAUUAUUACACUGUUACUGUGAGGCUUUGUGUCUCGUAUUCAGACUUGAUUUUUAUCAUUUUGUCUCAAAGAAACUGAUUCAUGAUACACAUCUGUUGUGGGUGUUCAAAGCCUGCUGGCUGAUGCUAAUUCAGGAUCUGAUGACACAUAGCGUUAAUGUUUAUGUAGGAUUUCUCUGAGUAAUGUGAUCGAGGUACUUUAGGUAAGUAGUUCUAAACAGCAGCUGCUGAGUAUAUGAACUGGAUUUGUGAAAUAACUUGCCUCAAAGACAGUCAUAAAUAUCACCAAGAUGCCCACUCACCAUUAGCUAGUCAGUAUCUUGUAUAAAUAACAUGGUAACCAAAGAUAUAUUCACAAAGUAAUUUCAUGUGUGUUCCAACUGUUCAAUAGUGGUAGUUGAUGUGAUAAAUAAGAUUUCAUUUAUCCUGUUCACACAGAGAACAGAUUUUGUGAAUAAUUCAUAAAAGCAUCAAUAUUUACACAUAUUUAUAAAAUUAUAGAUCUUAAAAUUUCAAAUUAGCCAUAUUCAAACCGUUUCUGUAUUUUCUUUCAAAGUAAAUUUUUUUAGUAUCUUACUCCUGGUUUCCCAGGAGAUUCAUUUAGAUAUUGGUGUCCACAUAUCUUGUGUUUAUGUGGAUAGUUUAAAAAAAAAAAAAAAAAGGGAUAAAAACACUUCCAGAGCCACACAACCACAACCGCUACUCAACUACAGCAGAAUCUCUGUCAUCCAAACUGCUCAGAUUGAUGACUAAACUGCCAGAGCAAAGAAAACAUGCAAUAGUGCAACUAUAACAGAUCACUGGUAAAACAGUACUUUGAAUUAUAUGCAUAUACAACUGGCAUUUUAGGACAAGAGUUUGUGGUAUUUUUUUUUUACAUCUUCAUUCCUGAGGGGUUUUGAUAAACAGAACUCUACUGUAUUGUUGCCAUUUAGGUUUGGUUGUGAUUGUAUUAUCCAUGUGCUAAAUCUUUUCCCCACAGGGCCAGAGUUAACUUCAGCAGAAACAUGUCAUCCUAUAAGAUACAGUAUAUUAAGAGUAUAUUACUAUAUGAAUAUAUUUAUGCUAUUCAGUACAGCAUUAAAUAUUAUAUGUUUUAUACGACAUAACCUCUACAGCAUUGAUGCAAAUCUAUUGAUGGGUAGAAAGCCGUAGACAAAUAGAUAAACUAAACAAAUUAUUAAACUAAGUGGCAACAAAUCUAAUUGCUCAGAAAAGUGUUACUAAGUUGUGAAUUUGUAGAUAUUGUGAAAUCAAUUCCAAUAGUUUUUGUGAAUAUUGAUAUGUCACGUCAUUUAUUUUUACAUCUGAUAAGUACUGCAGUCUUACAUUGAGCUCUGUAACACUACGUGUUAUGGUAUUUUAAAGACGUACAGUAGAGAUAAUGUUCAUCGAGCUACUUACAAGAUCAGUACCUUGUGUGCACUUUUCAAACCUAACUGUGAAUUAGCAGCUGUCUGCAAACGGAGUUGUACACACUGUGUUCUCUCUACUGCAAUUUCACUGCAUGUCCCUACACAUUGAGAUCUCAAAGACUUCCUACACAAAGACAGCUCCAGGAAAUUAGUGGACGCUGUGUUUUCGUCAGGAGGUUGCUCUCUAUAUGCUCAGUGACUGGACUCUGUAUGUUGCCCUCUCUGGUUUAUGUGCUUACUGUAUGAGAUGUAGCAAAUGGAAAUGGGGAUUAAAAAGGACGUUGCAUUUUA
Messenger RNA from Lates calcarifer (barramundi perch), 6665 nucleotides. It is a transcript of the gene gabra3, whose product is annotated as gamma-aminobutyric acid type A receptor subunit alpha3. The record is from RefSeq and is a predicted model, not a curated record. The transcript is spliced from 11 exons. Gene Ontology annotation, biological process: monoatomic ion transmembrane transport; synaptic transmission, GABAergic; regulation of postsynaptic membrane potential. Gene Ontology annotation, molecular function: transmitter-gated monoatomic ion channel activity involved in regulation of postsynaptic membrane potential; GABA-gated chloride ion channel activity; inhibitory extracellular ligand-gated monoatomic ion channel activity. The coding region runs from base 741 to 2183 and encodes 480 amino acids. Gene Ontology annotation, cellular component: GABA-A receptor complex; neuron projection; postsynapse. NCBI's taxonomy places the organism in Eukaryota, Metazoa, Chordata, Actinopteri, Centropomidae.